AUGAGUUUCAUAUUACUUUAAAGAAAGGUUAAAAAUGUUUGAUAGUACUGUAAUGUCAUAAAAUGAUUAAAUUAGUUAGGAACGGAACGGCUCCUAAAAAGUGUGCUGGCAUCACUGCUUCGUCUUUGGUCAUUGUGACUUAUUUUGUAUUUAUUUAUUACAAAACUGGAGGGUCGAAAAUAUCAAGUAUUAGUAAAAUACUACUAAAACAUUAUAAAGCAGCGAAAAAGUUUUCGUGAUAAUUCAGCUGUGUCUGCUGCAGUUCAGAUAACCGAUAACAAUACCCAGAGUAAAGCAGUCGCCCGAAAUAUGAUGAAAACAGCUGUGACCGUGCUCCAAGAGAUGAUGAUCAAGAUGAACGAGGUGCCCAAGUAUGAGUGCAUAGCGCAGUCGGGGCCGCAGCACCAGGCCACGUUCGAGUACCGCGUGUCGGCGCAGGGCGUGGCCGUGACGGGGCAGGCGCGCUCCAAAAAGGAGGCCAAGCAGGAGGCGGCUCGCCGCAUGCUGCAAGAGCUCACGGCGCGCGGCCUGCCCGUGCCGGCGCCCUACGCCGCGCCGCCCGCGCGCCGGGAGCCUUCGCCGCCGUCGCCCGGCCGCGCGCCCGCGCUGCCCGGCGGCGAGGGCCCGCUGCCCGGCGGCUCGGCGGCGCCGCCCGCGCUAGACGCGCGCAGCUACGUGGCCGUGCUGCGCGAGCUGUGCGAGGAGUACCGCCUGGGCGAGGCGCGCUACGAGCUGGUGGGCGACACGGGCCCGCCGCACCUGCGCCGCUUCACCGUGUGCGCCGCGCUGGGCCUGCACAGCCGCACGGCCACCGCCACCACCAAGAAGCAGGCGCGCCAGCUGGCCGCCGAGCAGCUGUACACCUACCUGCGCGAGAACCUGGGGCGGCUCACCAAGGACUUCGUGGAGGAGGAGGCGUUGCAGCGCGCGCAGGAGAAGUCGACGGGGCGCGCGCGCGCGGAGGCGGCGCUGGCGCGGCUGGGCGAGCGCGCCGCGACCGUCGCGCCCGACGCGGCCGCCGCGCCCGACGCGCCGUGGCGCCCCGACCUGGGCCAGCGCGUGGCGCACUACCAGCGGGGCGACGAGGCGUGCGAGCGCGGGUUGCGCGCGCUGCUGGGCGCGGCGCCCGACGAGCCGCCCGAGCACGUGCUGAGGCGCGUGUGCCAGGCGCUGGGCGUGCGCGCGGACGAGCUGUCGCUGAAUCCGGGCGUGGCCGUGGUGCGCCUGGCGGCCACGUCGCCGCCGCUGUCGUUCGCGGGCCGCUCGCCGCGCCAAGCCGCCGACGCCGCGCUGCGCUACCUGCGCCGCACGCUGGUCGAGCGGCCGCCGGCUCACGACGAAUAAACUACAACUACCAUUCGUUACAAUUGACUAUUUAUUUACCCAGCCCGAUACGGUCACGGUUACGGUUUUUGAAGCGGCGGUAGCAUGAGCGCACCCGGGGAGGACAGGGGAGGGCGGUUUCCCCCGUGGUAAUCUCGCAGAAAAUGUAUGACCUCUCUUAAAAUAUGUAUAGAAAAAUAAUACAAUUUUGGCUAUUCAAAUCGUAGGACACAUCUAUAUUCACUCUAUACUUGCUGCACUCCGCAGUACGAGGAUAGCUCAUACUUUGAUACCUAGUAUUUUUGUCAGCGGGUGUGAAACCCUCUCGUGAGGGAUACCCACGUCUGAGGCAUACGUCGGAUGGUGGGAUUACCCACUAAAACCCGGUGGCCACUAUCAGGAAUGCUGAAUAAUUACGUUCGCUGUCAUUGUUGGCUCGUUUAGAGAAAUAUUGUCCCACGGAUGAGUUUGAUUUUGUUAAUUGUUCAUUACUUGUGCUGGUCUCUGUGAAAACUCAAUUAUUCUGGUUGGUCAGCUCAGAACUGGAAGUAGAUACGCGGUGCGUGGUUGUUAAAGGUUUUAAUAAACAAAUA
This is a messenger RNA of Pararge aegeria (speckled wood butterfly), 1916 nucleotides long. RefSeq lists its product as uncharacterized. The transcript is spliced from 6 exons. Lineage: Eukaryota; Metazoa; Arthropoda; Insecta; Lepidoptera; Nymphalidae. The record is from RefSeq and is a predicted model, not a curated record. Bases 310 to 1344 code for a protein of 344 amino acids.